This is a messenger RNA of Lacerta agilis (Sand lizard), 2264 nucleotides long. Its product is annotated as cystine/glutamate transporter-like. The record is from RefSeq and is a predicted model, not a curated record. Gene Ontology annotation, cellular component: membrane. Gene Ontology annotation, molecular function: L-amino acid transmembrane transporter activity. Gene Ontology annotation, biological process: amino acid transmembrane transport. Bases 420 to 1844 code for a protein of 474 amino acids. NCBI's taxonomy places the organism in Eukaryota, Metazoa, Chordata, Lepidosauria, Squamata, Lacertidae. The transcript has 14 exons.
GAAUAGCAGCUGAGCUGAGAGACCAACAGCAGAAAGGCACCCAGUAGCGAUCUCUUCAGAGGAGGAGUUUUGCUCCGAGGGAGAAUUAAGGGACUGAGCCAAGUGAGUUAGUGCCUCUGCACUGGAUGUUAAUCACAGACACCUACCUUGGAGCUGGGUCUGCAACAAUAUAUGUGGGAAAAGCAAAAGCCGUUGAGCUGUUGUUUGGUGAAGACUUCAUGAAAGUCGCUGCAGACAGAACAUUCCAGUGCAAGCGAGAAAUCAAGCGAAUGAAAUACAGUAUUUAAAACGAAGCAAGGUCAAGAAGACAAAACAGGCUGAUUUGAGGGAUCAGGAAGAACCUCUACGGUGAUUCAAGUCACACCUACGCACCACAAACCUUUGACACCUGAAGGCUCUUCCAGAGGACCACACAGGCCAUGGGGAAAUCGGAGAAGAACGAGGAGGCUGUCUUUCUGAGGAAGAAGAUCACCCUCUUGAGAGCUUUCUCGCUCCUCAUAGGGAGCAUGGUAGGCAGCGGAAUAUUCAUCUCUCCCCAAGGGGUGCUGAAGAACUCUGGCAACGUGGGCCUCUCCUUAGUCGUCUGGUUUGCCUGUGGGAUCCUCUCUAUGUUUGGUGCUCUGUGUUAUGCUGAACUUGGCACCCGGAUCACAAAGUCUGGAGCCCAUUACAUCUAUAUCUUGGAGACCCUGGGCCCUCUGCCAGGGUUCUUGUUCCUAUGGGCAGAAUACUUUGCUAUAAGGCCAGCCAACAGUGCAGUUGUAGCACUGGCGUUUGGACGCUACAUCCUGGACCCUUUUUUUGCACCCUGUGGUGCUCCACUUCUGGCUGUGAAACUUGUUGCUCUUCUUGGUUACUACAUUGUCCUAAUCCUGAACUCUUGGAGUGUCAGCUGGAGUGCCAGGCUUCUGACCUUCUUGUCCAUCGUCAAGUUGGUAGCUCUCACUCUCAUCAUCGUCCCAGGAAUGAUACUUUUAGCUCAAGGCCAUACAGAAAAUUUCCAGGAUGCUUUCAAUACUCAGACCCUCGCUUUGGACAAGCUCCCUUUGGCUUUUUAUGCAGGGAUGUUUGCCUAUUCAGGAUGGUUUCAAACUAGUUUUGUGCGAGAAGAACUAGUGAAGCCAGAGCGAAAUAUCCCUCUGGCAGUGAUUGUGUCUGUGAUCACUGUGAUUGUGGGUUAUAUGCUUACUAAUGUUUCCUAUUACACGGUGCUGACAGCAGCAGAUGUUCUGGCUUCCCAGGCAGUAGCUGUGAGCUUUGCGCAUAAAGCUUGCCGGAGUGUUAUCUCAAUGGUGCCUAUCCUAGUUUCUUUGUCUUGCUUUGGGACCAUGAAUGGAGGAAUCUUUACAUUUUCAAGGACCUUGUUUGUGGCUUCAAGAGAAGGGCAAUGGCCCCCCCUCUUCUCCAUGAUCCAUAUUCAAAGACAUACACCCCUACCAGCAGUCAUGUUGAUGUUCCCUUUGGUCACAGCCAUGAUCUGUGUGGGAGAUAUCUACCACCUGCUGAACUUCUUCAGCUUCUCCCGGUGGCUCUUCAUAGGAUUAGCCACCCUUGGGCUGAUAGUUCACCGCUGCCGUCAUCCUGAGAUAACAAGCCCAUUCAAGGUUCCUCUCUUCGUUCCUGUUUCCUUUACAAUCAUAUGCCUUUUCACUGUGGCGAUGUCUUUCUACUCGGACCCAGUAAAUAUCAGCAUUGGCUGUGCCAUGGUUUUAAGUGGGUUUCCCGUUUACUAUUUGCUCGUCAACAGGCCAAUGCCAAAGUGUUGCGGCGCCACAUUCUAUUCUCUUACACUGAAGCUUCAGAUCCUCUUGAAGGUGGUGCAACAAGAAAUCAGGACUUACUGAGAAGCAUAACAAGAGCUGGAGGGGUGAACCAGAAGCCUGAACUUCAAAGCUCUGAUUUUGCGGUGACUUCUCCUAGCUUAUAUUAAUUGCCACCCUCACAACUCGGAGCAUGCCUGCAUUGGAGCAUCUUCUUCAUACCAGAUGGAGAGUUCCUGAAAAAUCAAAGGCGCAGGAAACCCUGUGUAGAUGAGUCACACCUUUGACUGUGCAAGAAACACCCCGUGUGCAUCCUGAUAUUGUCCUCAUCUGCCAUGCAGAUGGACACGAGAGCAUCCGGUCCUUGAAGAAAGACUCCUAGAGAUGCAUCUGUCUGAAUGCAUACGCAAUCCCUAAAUGCUGGCUGUGUAGAGGCAAUAGCUAUUUGCAGAUGUUGAAGUGGUACUGCAGAGCUGUUAGUCAUCAAGGUACACAGGCUCAUUU